Rattus norvegicus (Norway rat) is the source of this 2490-nucleotide messenger RNA. RefSeq names its product threonine synthase-like 2 (gene Thnsl2). Lineage: Eukaryota; Metazoa; Chordata; Mammalia; Rodentia; Muridae. The record is from RefSeq and is a predicted model, not a curated record.
UUCUUUCUUUCUUUCUUCCUUUCUUUUUUCUUUUUUCUUUUUUUCUUUUUUUCUUUUUUUCUUUUUUUCUUUUUUUCGGAGCUGGGGACUGAACUCAGGGCCUUACUGAGCUAAAUCCCCAGCCCCAUAAAUAGUAUUAUUCAAUUAAAAAUUUUUUAGCUAAAUAGAUACACCCAUCUGGUGGAUUUUAGCACAGACUCUAGGUUUUAUGUAGACCCGAAUCUUGAAAGCCAAUGGGUGGAAGAGUGGAAGAACAAGUCCUUCUUCCCACAUUGCCCUCUGAUUUCUCAUCUAAAAACAAAACAAAGCUUUUAAUCUCAGCACUCAGCUGAGAGAAGUUGGGAAAGGGAUGUGCAGAGACAGGCAAAUCUCUGUGAGUUCAAGGACAACCUGGUCUACUGAGUGGCCAGAGCUACUUAGAGGCAGGUCUCCCAAUAAGUAAACAAACAAAAACAGAACAAAAUGUCACCAGCUUUUAUUCUAUUUCGUCUCAGCGAAGAUCAUGAGUCUAAAAGAAACUCCAGGGCCUGAAAACACUCAGUGAGGACAAAGGCUACUGUCCCCGUGUCCUCCAUGUCCCCUCAUAGUCCCCUCCCCACUCCCGUCUUCCGAGCUCCGUCUUCUACCCCUCCUCCAAGUCCCUCCUCCACAACCCCUCCUCCGCUCUCUGUAGGAGCUCCUCCCCAGCUUUGGCAUUAAACUCAGAACCUCAGGCUCUAGGAAGUCAGAGCUGUGCGUGUCGCCUUCUGGACCCGGGUCGCCAGGCAGCUCUGCGCCCCUACGGCCUCCAGGACCAUGUGGUACACUAGCACCCGGGGAAUGGCCCCACGGGUCAACUUUGAGGGGGCUCUCUUCUCUGGUUAUGCACCAGAUGGGGGCCUCUAUAUGCCAGAGGAGCUCCCAAGGCUGGACAAAGAGACCCUGCGUCACUGGAGCACGCUGUCCUAUCGCAGCCUGGUGAAGGAGUUGUGUGCCCUCUUCGUUGGCCUGGAGCUUAUUCCAAGACAUGACUUAAAUGGUCUGAUUGACCAAGCCUUCAGCAGAUUCCGCCAUAGAGAUGUAGUUCAUCUGUGCAAGCUGAAGAAUGGGCUGAACAUAUUGGAGUUGUGGCAUGGGGUCACAUAUGCCUUUAAGGACCUGUCCCUGUCCUGCACAGCACAGUUCCUGCAAUACUUCCUAGAGAAGAAGAAGAAGCAUGUCACCAUUGUUGUGGGAACCUCUGGGGACACGGGGAGUGCUGCCAUUGAGAGUGUUCAAGGAUCCAAGAAUGUGGACAUUAUUGUUCUGUUGCCCAAAGGACAUUGCUCAAAGAUUCAGGAGCUCCAGAUGACAACUGUGGUAAAGGAAAAUGUUCAUGUGUUUGGAGUGGAAGGAAACAGUGAUGAGCUUGAUGAACCCAUCAAGGCUGUGUUUGCUGAUGUGGCCUUUGUCCAGAGGCACAACCUGAUGAGCUUGAACUCCAUCAACUGGUCCCGGGUCCUGGUGCAGAUGGCACACCACUUCUUCGCUUAUUUCCAGUGCACGCCGUCCUUGGACAUGCACCUCCUGCCCACGGUGGAGGUGGUAGUGCCGACGGGGGCUGGGGGUAACCUUGCAGCUGGAUGCAUUGCUCAGAAGAUGGGCCUGCCAAUCAGUCUGGUGGUGGCAGUGAACCGCAAUGACAUCAUUCACAGGACUGUUCAGAAGGGAGACUUCUCUCUGUGUGAGGUUGUCCGAAAAACCCUGGCAUCUGCUAUGGACAUUCAGGUACCCUACAACAUGGAAAGGAUCUUCUGGCUGCUUGCUGGCUCUGACAGCCAGACAACAAGGGCCCUCAUGGAACAGUUUGAAAGAACCCAAAGUCUACACCUCCCCAAGGACCUACAUAGCAAGCUUUCAGAGGCAGUGACAUCUGAGUCCGUAUCUGAUGAGGCCAUCACCCAGACCAUGGGCCGCUGUUGGGAAGAGAACCAGUACCUACUGUGCCCUCACUCAGCCACAGCAGUGAGCUACCAUUACCAGCAGACUGACAGUGGGCAGCCCAGCAUCCCCCGGUGCUGCCUGGCCCCUGCCUCAGCAGUCAAAUUCCCAGAAGCAGUCCAGGCGGCUGGGCUGACUCCUGAGACCCCCGCAGAGAUCUUGGCCCUGGAGCACAAGGAGACACGCUGUACCCCAAUGCGGAGAGGAGAUGACUGGACACAGAUGCUGCGGGACACGAUUGAGGCCCUGUCCCUGCGCUGGAAAGGCUGUGUAGAGAACACCGCAGAAUAGCCAGGCUGGAAUGGGUUUGAAGACUUUUGUCCCAGGGACGGCUGGGACAAGAUGGCUCAGUAGUUAAGAACUUUUGCUGCUCUUCCAGGAGACCCAGUGCCCAUGUCAGAAGACUCACACUAUCUAUAACUUCAGCUGUAGGUUUUUUGACACCUCUGACCUCUGUAGGCAAUGCACUCAUACACAGAUACACAUACCUAUAUGUAAUUAAAAAUAAUAAAGAUAAGCCUUCUUUUCUAA